Messenger RNA from Cottoperca gobio, 3001 nucleotides. RefSeq names its product RNA binding motif protein X-linked (gene rbmx). Gene Ontology annotation, molecular function: RNA binding. The coding region runs from base 291 to 1469 and encodes 392 amino acids. Lineage: Eukaryota; Metazoa; Chordata; Actinopteri; Perciformes; Bovichtidae. The transcript has 10 exons. The record is from RefSeq and is a predicted model, not a curated record.
UAUACAUCCAUGGGAACAGCCGUUGUGCACCGUAGCUUACCCAAAGCCGCGACAUAUUACAGUCUGAUAACAGAUGGCUGCCUGAUUGCAUACUUUAUAUAAACUUCAUAGCUGUGUUUUUUUUAAGUGUUUUCAAAGUAGCGUGUUGCCAUUUGUAAAGCUCGAGUCCCCCGUCAGUAGCUUGAAUACUUGCUAGCUAGCGUUAGCCAAGUAACUAGCUAAAACAGCUGGCCCGUUUAUCGCCAUUUUGCGCAUUCAACAGCUCAAGACUUUUACCAGCAACAAGUAGCAUGGCAGAGGCAGACCGACCAGGGAAGCUCUUCAUCGGUGGACUGAACACCGAGACUACCGAAAAGGCCCUGGAGCAGUACUUCAGCAAAUAUGGCAGGAUUGUCGAAGUUCUUUUGAUGAAAGAUCGUGAAACAAACAAAUCCAGAGGUUUUGCUUUUGUUACUUUUGAAAGUCCGGCUGAUGCAAAGGAUGCAGCACGUGAGAUGAAUGGAAAGUCCCUUGAUGGCAAACCUAUCAAAGUGGAGCAAGCGACAAAACCACAGUUCGAGAGUGCUGGCAGGCGAGGACCCCCCAUGCACCCCCGCAGUCGUGGUCCACCCAGAGGACCCCGUGGUUCCAGGGGAGGUUCAAGUGGAAUGAGGAGCCCACCGUCCAGAGACUACCAUGAUAAUUCAGGGAAUGUAGAACCCUUCUUUAAAGGGAUGUCAUCCAGAGGUCCCCCUCCGAUGAAGAGAGGACCCCCAGAUCGUAACGGAGGUCCCCCACCCAAGAGGUCCGCACCAUCUGGUCCCAUGAGCAGAACCCCCAUGUCAAGAGACAGGGAUCCGUAUGGUCCACCCCCUCCUCGCAGAGACUCCAUGAUGUCCAGGAGGGAUGAUUAUCCAUCACCAAGAGAUGACCAUUACAGCUCCAAAGAUAGCUACUCCAGUCGGGAUUAUAAUUCCAGAGAUUCAAGGGACUAUGGACCUCCUCAAAGAGAAUAUUCAUACAGAGAAUACUCAAACUCCACUUCCAGAGAUGACUAUGGCUCAAUGUCAAGAGGAUACAGUGACCGCGAGGGUUAUGGGGGAAGCCGGGAACCCAGAAGCUAUGUGGACCGUUCCAGUGGUGGCUCCUACAGAGAUUCAUAUGAUGGUUACGGUAACUCUCGCAGCGCCCCAACUUCACGGGGCCCCCCACCAUCCUAUGGUGGGAGCAGUGGAAGCAGUCGUUACGAUGACUAUGGCAGCAGUUCCCGGGAUGGCUAUGGCAGUCGUGACAGUUACCCCAGCAGUCGGAGUGAGCCGUAUCCACCUAGUCGUGGCGAGCGAAUGGGCAGGCAGGAGAGGGGCCCAGCUCCCCCUGUUGAGAGAGGCUACCCUCCUCGUGAUUCGUACAGCAGCUCAAGUCGUGGAGGGCCACGUGGCGGCCGUGGCAGCAAUCGACCCGAUAGAGGGAUGGCUCGCAGCAGAUACUGAACUGGACUUGGAAAUCACAUUAAAGCAAACAUUAGUCACCGUGCACAGUUACAAGUGUUUUGGAAGAAAUCUGACAACAAGACAAACUAGCCAUGUCGAAAUAUGUGAAAUAUGAAGCUUAGCUUUGACGUGUAUCUUGACCUUUCCAGUUUUUUAUGUGUAAAGUUUUUUUUUUUUUAGUAUUUCUCUUGCUCAUGUAACAGUACAGUUACCAAGUUCGUUUUUGUACAUUCAGUGCUGUUGGAAUCUGCAAUACCCUAUCAGUCUGGCUUUCCUACUCUAAUAAAGCUUUUAGUUGUAUCUUGACCACUGCUCAUCGAUUUUCAAAACAAGAAACCGUAACAUGAAUGUUGAGUUACGAAAUCUCCUUUACAACGUUUUCUGCAAAGCAUAGGUGAGUCUCUGCACAUGCUCUAUAAAUAGUCGAAUGACUUGAGUUCCUUCUUAACACAAAUGUGCCAACAACUGGACGCUACUGUUUUCAAGGGUUAGGCAAAUGUGACUGUCAGAAUGUUCCAAUGUAGUUUCCUUGGAAAUGGAUCCAUCCCCCUAGUCAUUUGAUGGCAUGCAACGAGAAAAACCAAAGGCAACAACAACCAAAUGCAACUCGACUGGUAGUCAACAGCUGGUAAGCAAAGCAAACCUCUUUGUUUCUCAUCUGUAAAUGAGUUUCUCAUUGUCCUGUAUUGCAAUCUCCCCUCAAAGGGUGACACUCAAGACAACGUUUGCCUCAGAGGACAAAAGAUAAAGGAGGUCAACUGAAUGGGCCAUUUUCAUUGUAGUCCGAAUUCAUCAGCUAACAUUGUCCAAAGUGCAGCAACAUCCCAAGAAGUUUCGUCUCUUUUCAGCAAUGAAAGUUUAACCGCCAUUUUGCCAAGUGAGCCCACAAAAUGACCAUUUUUGCCUAACCAAUCGUCCAACCUCAGUAAAAUAAUUGACAACCCUGCAUUUUUAAAUCUUAGGUAAAGAUGUCCUAAGUAUUAUGUAAGAACUUCUUCUUGGUGAAAAUUUAAAAGCCAUUUUUAAAUUUUAAGGGCAGUUUUCUCAGUAUCAAAACCUUUUCCACAAGCAUGCCAAUCCAAACAAUGGAGACCUCUGGAAGAACACCGUCGUCCCAACUGCCAAACUGGAAACAAUCGCUGAAGCAAAUUCGCAGUCGGACCAAGGACUAUAAAAAUAAUUUUCUGAUGUUUCUUUAUGAAUACAUGAUUAAGAGAAGGGCAACAUGUUAAUUGUAUGUUUCUCAUUGCAGGAUGAACACCCCUUCAAGGCAACUGCCCUUGCAACUUACCUGAAUUGUGUCCUGAAGUUGUUGGACCAACGAAACAGUGCGCCAGUCUACCAGACUAAUUGUAGUACAUGUACAAUAAGUGCUCUGCAAAAAUAAAGAUGCUGUCCCAGGCUUCUGUUGAGAGUGCUGGUAAAUCUUUUCUUCACGUGGAAAUGCGAGUUGAACGAAGGAGGAACACAGGCUGAGGAUUUGCUCAUAAUUGUUUUCUGGUGUUCUUUUUAAAUAAAGACUUUUAAAAAGA